Messenger RNA from Gloeophyllum trabeum ATCC 11539, 415 nucleotides. Its product is annotated as conidiation protein 6. Gene Ontology annotation, cellular component: cytoplasm. The record is from RefSeq and is a predicted model, not a curated record. The transcript has 4 exons. NCBI's taxonomy places the organism in Eukaryota, Fungi, Basidiomycota, Agaricomycetes, Gloeophyllales, Gloeophyllaceae. Bases 167 to 415 code for a protein of 82 amino acids.
CGACAGGUGACGGAGGCGUACGUAUGUUUUGCUCGUCAAAGGUGAGGCGGGGUGCGGAGGGGGUAUACAAGAGAAGUUGGUGGUCCACUCAGACACUCACUCGCUGGCUUGUCUUCCAUCCCAACGAACAUCUGCACGCACAAAUUGAGUUCUGUCUUUCAUAACCAUGUCCAAGGAUAUCAGCAGCGUUGCCCGCGGCCACAAGGCGGCCAUCAGCAACCCGCACGUCUCGGAAGAGACGAAGGAGCACUCGCGGCAGGUGCUCGAGGAGCUCGCGGAGAGCGGCGAGCUCGACUCUGCGGAGUCGAAGAACGCCAACGUCGUCCGGGGGCACAAGGCGAACCUCGCGAACCCGCACACGUCUGAGGAGUCGAAAGACCGCUCGGAGAAAGUCCUGGACGAGCUUGACGCGUGA